CCGAUUAACUAAUUCUUUCUGCCCCGCGUUGUUGAAAACUCAAUAAUUUGUGUUUAGCUGCUUAAUGCUUUGGUUUUUCUUGAAUUCGCGUUUCAUGGUGGUUCUGAGAAUUGUUGUGCUGUGUGUGGCGGAGCCACAUUGAGCAAGGGGAGGUGUAGUGGCCACCACAAACUUGUUGAAUUUUUUUCUAUUUCAAAAAAAAUGAAAACUAAUAUUUACGUGUUGUGGAUGGAUAAAUUUUGUCAAUCUCUCUUCUUCUGAAAGCUAAACCCCCCAACCACCAAAUAUACCACAAAGCCAAACCCUAAUAUUUCUAACUCUCUCUUGCCUGUUGACCAUUGUCCUGCCGUGUUGAUCAGCAUUGCAAUCUAAAUCUUCUACAUAAUCAGCAUUUAAAUUUUCUUGUUGAAGGUGUAUAAUCUAUUCAUUCUGCAUUCUCUUAAAAGAGUAAGAAGUAAAGAAAUGAGAGGAGGGAGGAAGAAUCUCAAGAGGGCAGUUGAGGAAGAGAUGGCGACUCUUCAACAGGGCCAAAGUAUAAUGCAAGUUGUGGAUCUCAGGGGCUCCAAUCUUAUUGAGGUGAUGGAUGCAAAAGGCCAGAAAUCACUAGCAAUUUUCCCAGCAAAAUUCCAGAAAAGCAUGUGGAUUAAACGAGGCUUGGCUUGGCUUGGCAAGAGUUGGCUCUUGUUCACUUUAGGGCGAGUUGAACAUGAGCAGGCUCGUUUCCAAAAAUGUUGGCUUGGGUCAUCCCACGAGCUCGCCUGUUGGUGGGGCAAGUUGAGCAGGCUCAUGAGCUGCUUGCUGGCCUUUUUCAAUUUUAUUUUUUAUUUUUUAUUUUUUUUUAUUGAAAUUUUUAUUUUUGUCUGGUAUGUAAUCCCAUUGCAAUGUGGCAGUGAACUUGAAAAAUUAUUUUGUUAAUGUGUUUAAUAAAAGAAAUUUAAAGUUGUAAAAACCAUUAUCCUUUAUCUAGGAUUGGGAUCGGCUAUGUGAUAUGGAAGUAGAGUUAAAAUUUUACAAGAGUCUAUUGUAAAUAAUUUUUUUAAAAAUUAUUUGAAUGAUUAAAAUUUAAUCAUAGAAUUAAAAUAAUAAAAUACCUUCUCCUUUAUCCAGAUUUGGGGCUGUCUAAAUUAUUUAUUCGUUGAACUUUUCAUCCCAAGUAAAACGGUCUCUUUAAGAUAGG
Molecule: messenger RNA, 1177 nt
Organism: Olea europaea var. sylvestris
Lineage: Eukaryota; Viridiplantae; Streptophyta; Magnoliopsida; Lamiales; Oleaceae
Product: probable RNA-binding protein EIF1AD
Exons: 4
Coding region: 463-915 (150 amino acids)
Biological process (GO): translational initiation
Cellular component (GO): nucleus
Molecular function (GO): translation initiation factor activity; RNA binding
Source: RefSeq, a predicted model, not a curated record